This is a messenger RNA of Phoenix dactylifera (date palm), 2064 nucleotides long. RefSeq names its product ARM repeat superfamily protein. Lineage: Eukaryota; Viridiplantae; Streptophyta; Magnoliopsida; Arecales; Arecaceae. The record is from RefSeq and is a predicted model, not a curated record. Gene Ontology annotation, cellular component: spliceosomal complex.
GGGUUUUUUUUGUCCAAAAGCCUCGUUUGGUACUCUCUGGAAGUCUGGAUGGUUCGCUGGUCUUGACCUAGGGUUUGGUGUUCCCUUCUCUGAGAGCCAUGGAGAACCACCAUAAGCGGAAGCGCGACGAAGCGCCGGCGAGUCCUACGGCCUCCGUGGAGGCCGCCAACGGCGGCGGAGAGAUCGACCUCUCCCUCCUGGAGGCGGUGGAGAAGUCCCAGAACGGCGGCGUGGAGGUCCUCGACCUCCGCGCUCUCAAGAAGCUGGUGCUCUCCUUCGAGCGCCGCCUCCGCGACAACCUCGAAGCCCGCAUGAAGUAUCCCGACCAGCCGGAGAAGUUCGCCGACACCGAAAUCGAGCUCCACGAAGAGAUCGAGCGACUCAAGAUCCUCGCUGGCGGCCCCGAGCUCUACCCGGACCUCGUCGCCCUCAACACCGUCCCCUCCAUCGUCGGUCUCCUCGGCCACGACAACACCGACAUCGCCGUCGACCUUGUCGGCCUCCUCAUGGACCUUACCGACGAGGACGUCCUCGAGGACAACGAUGAACCCGCCCGCGUCCUCGUCGACGCCCUCGUCGAGAAUAACGCCCUCGAGCUCCUCGUCCAGAACCUCGGCCGCCUCUCCGAGGCCGACCCCGACGAAGCCGCCGCCAUCUAUAGCACCCUCGCCACCAUCGAGAACAUGAUCGAGGUCAAGCCCACGGUCGCCGAGCUCGUCUGUGAGCGGACCAAGCUCCUGCGCUGGCUCCUUGGGAGGGUCAAGGUCCGGGAGUUCGACGCCAACAAGCAGUACGCGUCAGAGAUCCUAGCGAUCCUGCUGCAGAACAGCACGGCUAACCAGAAGAGGCUGGGACAGAUGAAUGGUGUCGACGCGAUGCUGCAGGCCGUGGCCAUGUACAAGUCGAAGGACCCUAAGAGCACGGAUGAGGAAGAGAUGCUGGGGAACCUGUUCGACUGCUUGUGCUGCUUGCUUAUGCAGAUGGAGAACAAGGAGAGAUUCUUGAAGUCGGAGGGGGUGGAGUUGAUGAUCAUCAUAAUGAAGCAGAAGAAAUCUGCUUAUGGGUCGGCAAUCAGGGUCCUUGAUUUCGCGAUGACAAAGUAUCCUCCAGCUUGCGAGCGAUUUGUGGAUGUGUUGGGCUUGAAGACGGCAUUUGCUGCUUUCAUGGGUAAGAUUCCGGUGGGCAGGAAAAAUAACAAAGAGAGCUACCAAGAGGAGUUAGAAGAGCGACUGAUUUCGCUGAUUGCAUCAUUAUUUGGUGGUAUUGUGAGAGGUUCAAGAAGGGACAGAUUGUUAAGCAAAUUUGUAGAAAAUGAAUGUGAAAAAAUCGACCGACUGAUGGAACUCUAUAUGCGGUAUUCUGACAGAGUUAAAGCCGAGUCUGAACGACUUAGUGGACUUGAAUUGGAUGAUUGGGAGAUGGAUGAAGAGGAGCGUUACAAUCGAAAACUGGAAGCUGGGCUCUUUACUCUUCAAUUGAUUGCAGUUAUUCUGGGCCAUCUCUGGUGUUCUGAGCACCCACGCAUGAGGGCAAGAAUAGAACUACUACUUAGACAACAGAGAUUGACAAAGAAGGAUGUGAAGGAUAUACUUCAGGAAUAUCAUGAUAAUAUUGGAGAUAUGGAUGGACCUGAAGAGAAGGAGCGAGCACAAGCAAAGAUCCAAAAAUUCAUUGCUGCAUUGUGAGUGGUACCAAAGCAUCAGUUGUGGGGAUUUCAAUUGUGGAAGUGGUAUUGAAGGCUGUCCCAAAGUCCGAGUUCUGUCCUGGGAUGCUAGUGGAUGUUAACAUGAUGAUAUAUAGCUUUAAGAGUUUUAAAAUAUUUAAACGUGAUAGUAAAUUCUAAGCAGGAUUGCGUUGUUUGUUGAACUCAAAAGGCAUAUUAUUGUUGAGAAAUCAAUGCAUAACCUAGGAAUUCCGGCAUAUCAAAGUGAAGUUGCUUGAGUGUCCACACCCAUCCGGUGUUGCAUUUCUCCCUCCAACAUAGGGAAGUCACCUUACGCUUCUCAGUUUUUAACUGAUUAGCAUUGUACGUUUGCUUGCUUAUGAUUCCAACAUAAUUAUGUG